Molecule: messenger RNA, 2392 nt
Organism: Dunckerocampus dactyliophorus (ringed pipefish)
Lineage: Eukaryota; Metazoa; Chordata; Actinopteri; Syngnathiformes; Syngnathidae
Product: dnaJ homolog subfamily A member 3, mitochondrial-like
Exons: 12
Coding region: 8-1459 (483 amino acids)
Biological process (GO): protein folding; negative regulation of apoptotic process; response to heat
Cellular component (GO): mitochondrion
Molecular function (GO): heat shock protein binding; ATP binding; protein kinase binding
Source: RefSeq, a predicted model, not a curated record
UUUUAAAAUGGCGUCCUCCACUAGCCGGCUGGCUACACACUGGUUUACAUCCUUCGUUAUUUCUCAAAUAAACCAUGCUCGUAUACGGGUGGUGCCCGUCAGAAAUGUGGCGCUUUCGGCGGCGGCCUCGCCUGCUUAUGGAGGAAGGUUUGCAGGUAAUUUGAGCUUGUGGAGGAGACACAGAAAAACGGUGACAUUGAACAGACAGUCAGUGUCCAAGUGUCCCAAUGUCACCGCUGACCGAUGUUUACACUCCAGCAGCAGAUGUGCAGAUCAGCAAGACUUCUACGAGGUGCUGGGAGUUGCCCGCACAGCCUCACAGAAGGACAUCAAGAAGGCAUAUUAUCAGUUGGCGAAGAAGUACCACCCAGACACCAACCCAGAUGACCCUGAGGCCAAAGAGAAGUUUGCCAAGCUGGCUGAAGCCUAUGAUGUGCUGAGUGACGAGCUGAAGCGAAAGCAGUAUGACACGUACGGCUCGGCGGGCUUUGACCCGAGCCGUGCAAGCCAGCAGCAGCAAUACAGAGCGGGCAGUGCCACUUUAGACCCCGAGGAGCUCUUCAGGAAGAUCUUUGGUGAUUUCACUAGCGGCUUCAGAGACGUCAACAGCAUGUUUGAGCAACGGCCUGAGUUUGUGAUGGAGCUGACGUUUGCCGAAGCGGCGAAAGGUGUCAACAAGCAGCUGUCUGUGAACAUAGAAGACGACUGCCCGAGGUGCGAUGGAAAGGGCAAUGAACCUGGAACCAAAGUGUCGCACUGCCACUACUGCAACGGCACUGGCAUGGAGUCGCUGCACACGGGCCCUUUCAUGAUGCGCACCACGUGUCGGCGCUGCAGUGGCAAGGGCACCAUCAUAAUCACGCCCUGUGUUCUAUGCCGGGGCGCGGGUCAGGCCAAGAAGAGGCAAACUGUUACGGUGCCAGUUCCUGCUGGUGUGGACAACGGGCAGACUGUGCGCAUGUCCGUUGGUAGCAAGGAAAUCCUCAUUACCUUUCGGGUCCAGAGGAGCCCUGUGUUCAGGCGGAAUGGAACCGAUAUUCACUCAGACGUGAUGAUCUCUGUGGCUCAAGCUAUCCUGGGGGGCACGGCCACCACACAAGGGCUCUACGAAACCAUCCGUAUACUUGUUCCCGCUGGCUGCCAAGCAGAUCAGGUGAUCCGGCUACAGGGGAAAGGCAUUCGGAGGAUGAACAGUUACAGCUAUGGUGAUCACUACGCUCACAUCAAGAUAAGAGUGCCCAAGAAGUUGACACGGAAGCAGCGCUCACUGAUGCUAAGCUACGCCGAGGAAGAGACGGAUGUUCCUGGUACUGUUACUGGUGUCAAUCGCUCUACAGGGGGAGACAGUGCAUCAAGCUCUAGUGACAAGACGAGAAGCUCAUCAGAGGGGGAGGACAAGAAGCAGCACAAACAAGAAGAGGAGGGCUUCUUUUCUAAAUUAAAAAAAAUGUUUACCUGAAGUUAAUAACACAGUCAAACAAACUCAACAUGGCAAAAGAAGAUGCUGAAUCCAGGAGCGAGGGAGGCACAUCGAGACAGUUCUUAAGCUUCGGUUGGCGAGCUCCCCAGGCAGAUGCCACACGCAGCUACAGUGGAGUCCCACCUCAGUCAGGAUGAGACAAGCACAGCAGCGCUCAUCAGCGCUGUGCUUGAAGAGCAAAAAGUGACGGAAGGUUUGAAAUAUUGUAGGUUAAAAGUUGCAACAACCUCUUGUAACAUCUAACCUAUAUAUUUUGCUGUUGUACCAAUACUAUAAUAAAUGUUUGUAAAUACAAUUCAGGCAUUUUUGCGUUUAAACUCAUUUUGGCUAUGCAUAUUUAAAUACAGUCAUCACUCCUAUGGAGAGUUUUCAAGCUUUGCGGACUCAAAAGAGAGAGACAAAGAUUGAAGUUAAAUGCGGGCCAUGCAUGUGGUCUGGCUUUGUACCACAGAGAAUGUUCUGUUCUUAGCAUGUCUUGUGCGGUGUACAUUAGACAAGCAUCCCAAUAAAAGCUAAGUAUGUGGGCACACUACAUGUAUGCAGACAAACCAGUGCUGGAUGCCACAACUCCUGUUUGCUGUGGCUACAACUAAAUGUUUUUGUGUUCCAUGGGGUUUCAUUUUUUGGGAGCUCAGUGUAGGGUUUUGUUUUGUUUGGUGUUGUGGUCCAAUCAUUUCAUUAUUCCUUUAUUUUUACAUGUUGAGGACAUUUCCUGUAAAAAGGGUUUACUUAAGUACUAAUGAAACUGCAAUUCGCCAACUUCCCCACUAGGGAGAGCUACUAUGUUUUUUUGCAUGUGUAUGAGAAAUUCUGUAAGUUUUGAAAAUAUGUACAGUGGUACCUCAGUUUGUGUUAAUUUGCUCCAAAAUGUUCAAGAAAAUAGGUACGAUAACUGAUCAUUUUUUCACAAAG